AUGAUGAAGAAUAUGCUCAAAUCACUAUUAUUAUUAGAUGAUAUUUCAAUUCGUAUUUUGUUAUUUUUCAUCUGGCGUAAUGUCGUAACUCAGAAUACUAAGGAUGCAACAGCAAAUCGUUUCAGCAGGUCUGCAUCACCUUCUAUGAUCAAUUUUAAUGGUUUACCAAUAGCACGUGUUUAUGCAAGUACAUCAGAAGAGAUAACACCUGGUAGCCUUGUUCUGGAUUUGAGUAAACAUUCCGAAAUAAACAAAUUUCUAGCUGAUCAAAGUGAUUUUCUAAUGUCUACAACUGAAGCUUAUCGAUACAGACUAUUGAAUGCAUUCGACAGUCACUUAUUUCGUGUAGGAUCAAAAACUGGCAAGAUAACUGUUGCUGCACGACUAGAUCGAGAAGCAUUAUGUGCAAGUGUAAAAGCACAGUUCUGUUGUAACUCACGUUCCGGAAGUAUACCGGCCUCAUUUUCAAGUGAAACUGAUUGGAAAAUUAAGUCAGUCGAGUUUAAUCCAGGUCAGCAGUGUUAUUUAGUGGCACAUAUUAGUGUACAGUCAGAUAGUGAGGUGAUUCGGAAUGCAGACAGUUUCCGUGGGCCCCAGCAGGACAAAACAAGUCGUGCAGCUCUGGUGUACUUUUAUCUACAUUUAGAAGAUAUCAACGACCACACCCCUCAGUUUCCAGAGCACUUAGUUGAUCUAAACAUCAUGGAGGAUACGCCAAUUGGUAGUGUUCUGCAUUAUUUCAGAGUUACGGAUCCUGAUGUGGGUUCGAAUUCACUGAAUUCAGUGAACUUAUCAAUCAGUCCACUGCCUAAUUUACCAUCAGAUCAGACGUCAAAAUCUCAGCAGAAUAAUUUUUUGAUACCUGACUUACUGAAUAAACCUUUCGAAGUAACGCUGAACAGAGAUGGUAUAAGUUUCACACUCAAAAGUCAAUUAGAUCGGGAGACCGUUCCAGCUUAUGACGUAACACUGAUUGCUGUGGAUGGUAAUAAACAAAUUCCCCGUUCAAGUCAAAUCAGUUUUCGUGUACAUGUGGCCGAUGUCAACGAUAACCCACCUAAAUGGCUAAAACAAAAGUCACACAGUGAUUUACAGAGUUCAAACUAUGAGCAAGAAACAAGUUUAGAAAUGGAUAGUGAUUAUCCAAGAUUUUUAGUCUCUGUACCAGAAGAUACACAGAUAGGCGCAUUGAUUUUCUGGCUUCAAGCACGAGAUGCAGAUGCAGGUGAGAACUCUCGCCUUCAAUAUUUAAUUGAUACAAGCGCGCCUGGAGGAUUAAUUGGGGUUGAAUAUUUAUCAGUUCAGCCGAAUACUGGUGAAGUACGGCUAAGAUCCCAGUUGGACUAUGAGACGAUUUCACUACAGACUAGUGGUCCUGAAAUUGUUAUUCCAGUUGUGGUGCAUGAUAAUCCACGUAAUGGACGUCAACUAUCAGCUCGAGCUACGCUUGUCAUCAGAGUUCUAGAUAUAAAUGAUGUGCCUCCCAAUAUAAUUGCAACUCCACUGUCUCCAGUACUUUCAAACGGUAACAUUUAUCCAAAUAUAGUUGGAAAUAAUCAUGCCACAUCUGUUUUUGGUAUAUGGGAGAAUCAGCCACCCGGUCAACCAGUGGCCAGUAUUCAUGUUAGUGAUCCAGAUACGGGUGAUGGGGGAGUUGUAACAUGUACAAUUACCAGUGAACAUUUUCGUCUAGCAACUGAAUCCUCUUCAUCUGCAUCUCAUUAUGAAAACUUAUAUGACAGUAAUAACAACCUAGAAACAAUGAAGUCUGAUUACAGAGUACCAAAAGUGAUAGAAGCACUGUCCGGUUCUGCCACCUACCAGCUUAUAUCUGCCCAACGUUUAGAUAGAGAAACAACAUCGAGACAUCAAGUCCUCCUUACAUGUAGAGAUCACGAUGCAGUAAGACCACUCGAAUUCACUUAUAGAUUAGAUAUUGAAGUAUUGGAUGAAAAUGAUAAUCCACCUAUAAUAUCAUCGCAUAAAAUUUUAUUAACAUGUCCAGAAAAUGGGUCACCUGGAAGAGUUAUCGGUCGACUGAAUGUUACAGAUGCUGAUAUUGGUGAAAAUGCCCGACUACACUUUUGGAUUGAUGAGGCUGAUGCCAGUUGGGUCAGUAUACAGUCAAAUACUGGAGAGAUUCGAGUAAAUACAGUAUUCGAUAGGGAAUUAGAGCCUGAGCGUACAUUCUAUGUUUACGUAUCCGACUCUGGUGCUAAUAUACACACAGCUUCAGCUGAAGUUAAAAUUGAAAUUCUCGAUGAAAAUGAUCACACACCACAUUUUACUGAUUUGUACUUCUUCUCCAUACCGGAAAAUAGUCCACCGGACACAGAAGUUGGUCAAAUUUAUGCUAUCGAUGAGGAUAGUGGAGUUAAUGGCAAGGUUCAGUAUUUUUUGCGUCAACCAAGUAAAGAAUUCGAUUUAGACAAAAAUACAGGAAAGUUGACAGUACGUAAAAAUACUAUGGAUACUGGCAAAUACCAUUCCAAUGAAUUAUUUAGUAAAACUUCGAAUUUAUUGGAUCGUGAACUAAAAGACAGUUAUGAACUGUCAGUAUAUGCUGAGGAUGCUGGUAAUCCACCAAGACGUGCAACUGCCAUUGUUCAUAUAAGUAUAUCAGAUGUCAAUGAUCAUGCACCAGAAUUCCGGUAUCCCACACCUCAUGGUACAGGUAGUGUACUAAACAUAUCAUGUGCCCAGUUGGGAAGUCAAAUUAUUGCUCAGGUACACGCAAAUGAUUCUGACACAGGGCGUAAUGGCGAUAUUGAGUACAGUAUUAUACGUCAUAGCAGUGGCAGGCAGCAAAUUAAAAAAGUUAAACGAAGCAGUAGUACCAUCCUGGGCAGUCAAGAAAAAUUAGAAAGAAGUUCAGAGUCUCACAAUAAAAAGUCACAAGUAAACCAAUCAGUUGUACAAGAAGUAACGGAUUUCGGACAAAAUGGUGUUAAUAAGACAUUAGAAAUAAGAAAUUCUUCCAAUUCAAGACAUGUUAAAUGGGCUCCAUUAUCGCAAGUACUUUUGGGUGGACCAACAGAAGAACACUUUGAUAUUGACAGUUACAGUGGACAGUUAUUUCUAAUCCAUCCUAUACUUGAUUGCAGUCAGCCAGUUGACGUAAAGCUGUUGAUUCAAGCAAGUGAUGCAGGUCAACCACCGAAAUCCUCGACAGCACUCUUAACAUUGCAUGUAUAUCCAGCAAAUUCAGUGAAUGGGUUGACCUUUGAAAAUAAUAAUCACAAUAAUUUUAUGAAUCUUGCUGAUGUUAAGCGGAGUCUGGAUUUUAAUCGACGUUUAAGAGGUAAUACAAAUGCUUGGACAGAUGAUAAAAAUUCACGAUCAGUUUAUCAACAUGCAAGUUUUAGUGCAAAUGCUCCCGGAAUGUCUACAAAUCAAAGGAAUAUGAAUAGUUAUCAUUGGUCAGCCAUUGUUGGUCUAAUUGUAGCCAUGAUUGUUCUUGUACUAUUACUGUGUCUAAUGUUGAUCAUUUUAAGGAGACGUUUUAUUAUGGAUGCGAGGAAACUGUCUUCUAAAGAGAAGGCGAAAGCAAAUGAGGAUGGAAAUAAAUAUCAAACGGUUGUUGGUAUGACUCUUCGCCCAAAUGACAUGACAGUUCAAGAUAUAUACAACAGAGGUUCACAAGGCACACAGCAAUUACAUGAAAUAGCAAAUAAUUCACAUUCGCAUUCAACCUUUUCCACAAGAACACUAUCACAUCCCGGGGAAGAAUUCAACUGUUGUCCAGUCGGAACUAUGUUAUUUGAACCACAUCCUCAACUGUCAGCUGGCAGUCAUCUAUUCGGUACUUUACCAACGUCGUCGUCACCAUCAACAGCUAUCAAGUUGAACACUGGUGAAAUAGCCUUGCUUCAUGAUGAUCCUAUUUUUGUACAUAAUCGAAAUAAUAAUAAUAAUAAUUUAUGCACCACAGAACAACGACAAUCAAUUUACAAAGGACAGAACACUGAACUCUAUGGAUAUGUAGAUACACAGCCAAGAAGGGAAAAUAUUAUUUUACAAGGUAACCCCUAUCAAACAUUACAGUCAAAACACCCUCCUAGUUCACGAAAUAUAUCAUCUUUUGGUAAGACAAUGAUUGAAGACUAUUCAAGCAAUAAUAAUAGUGAACAAAUUAGAAGACUUCCACUACAACAACAUAAUUUUUACAAAAGUGGACAAUAUACACCUUUGAUUGACAUGAAUCAUGAGCAUAUCUGGGAACAAGUACAAUUAGUCCAAGCUUCACAGCCAAACUUAUGUAUUAACUUCAAUCGUGAUGAUCAUGAUAAUAAUAAUAUUAUUAUUAAUGCGAGGAAAAAUAACAAUAACAUUCAAAACAACAGUAAUUAUAUUGAUGAGUGUAGUUCAUUCGGUCAUAUUGUUCACCGAAAAGAAUCCCUAACAUAUCACGAAAAAGCUUUCAGUUUGACUGAUUUAAAUUCACAGAAAACAGAAAUUAAAUUAUGCGAUAGGGAUAAUAAUAAUAAUAAUAAAGUCAAGAAAAGUAAUAUGAUCAACUAUUGUAAAAUAAAAAACUUCAAUAAAUCUGAGUCAACUUCAUCACCAGCCAAUAACAAUAAUAAUACCAGCGUUAGGUUACAACAAAAUGAUGAAGAACAACAUGCAAGACGACGACAACAACAACAAUCAGGACCAGUGCGUACGAAAACUCAAAAACCCAAACAGAAAACUUCAACAGUACCAAUAUCGAAUAAGAAUCAGUGUACAACACUGGAAUCCAUUCAAACAGAGAUUUCGACAAAGACUACCGUAAGGAACUUAAACACAAAUAAUACCAAUAAUGACAAUAAUUCUUAUUGUACGGUGAGUUUUGUUUGA
Messenger RNA from Trichobilharzia regenti, 4839 nucleotides. The record is from the annotation of a GenBank genome assembly. NCBI's taxonomy places the organism in Eukaryota, Metazoa, Platyhelminthes, Trematoda, Strigeidida, Schistosomatidae.